CACAAUUGAGGAGCAGACUUUCAAAAAGCAGUUUGUCCAAAUUUGCAUUUUUGCAGGAGAGAUCAAAAACUGUCCUUCUCUUAAUAUAUAAUUUUAUUUUUUAUAUCAGUGACAAUAAAUGUGAAAAAAUAUGUACAAAUUGGACACUAAUUUUACGGCUAAAGUACUUAGGUAUUUUACAAAAAAAACUUUAAAAACCUUUGUCUCAAUUCAUAAAAACAUAGACAAACUGCAUUUUGAAAGUUUGCUCCUCAAUUGGAAAGUUAAAAACUACGACAAAAUGACUUGUUAAUUACUUGUCCCCUCGAGAAUCUUCAAAAACAAAACGAUUUAAAUUCCUGUCAAAUUUUUCGAUUUUGUGAUACCAAAUCAGGUAUAUAAACCCAAAACAUGUCCACAAAGCCAUUUACAAACAACACAAUGCAACUGGCCGUUUUCCUACUUUUGGUGGCUUUGGCAAACGCCCUUCCGACUCACCCAAGCACAGUUCGUAAUUAUACACCCAAUGAGUACGAAUUAGAGCAAAACAGGGCUGCGAGAUACAAAUUUUCCUCAAAUAUUGAAGACCACAUCAAUGAUUUGAUGCAUCAAAGGGAUGAAGUUAGAGAAGGGUUGAAUGUGAAAGGGUCGUACUCGUAUAGUGAUGGUUAUGUGAAAAGGACAGUACACUACGAAGCUGACGAUAAGGGUUAUAGGAUUACAGGACAAGAAGAGACGCCUCUAGAUGGGCCUAAAAUUGACUUGUCUGGAACAGCGGCGGUUAGUAAUGCCGCCCAUGGGACCCAUAUACAAUACAGAGUGCAGAGUAUACCAGUACCAGGGCCAGUCGCCAAAAUUAUUGAUUAAAAUUGUAAAAAUAAAUGAUUAAUUUUUCA
Molecule: messenger RNA, 875 nt
Organism: Tribolium madens (black flour beetle)
Lineage: Eukaryota; Metazoa; Arthropoda; Insecta; Coleoptera; Tenebrionidae
Gene: Cpr51A
Exons: 3
Coding region: 391-846 (151 amino acids)
Cellular component (GO): chitin-based extracellular matrix
Molecular function (GO): structural constituent of chitin-based larval cuticle
Source: RefSeq, a predicted model, not a curated record